AUGGGAAAACAAUUAGAAGAAUACUCAAAUACUGACACAAAUACACAAUUUAAAUAUACUCAUGCUGAUCGUGCACUGUCAGAAAGUAUUAAAGAACAAAUUGGGGAGACUGGAGACAAAGUGAAGGAUAUUAUGAAGGAUAAAGUUGAUGAUAAUGAAUGGGUAAUAAGUGACGUUCGUUGCCGUUCUGAACUUAUCCUUUGAAUU
Meloidogyne enterolobii is the source of this 207-nucleotide messenger RNA. Lineage: Eukaryota; Metazoa; Nematoda; Chromadorea; Rhabditida; Meloidogynidae. The record is from the annotation of a GenBank genome assembly.